Molecule: messenger RNA, 1549 nt
Organism: Pollicipes pollicipes
Lineage: Eukaryota; Metazoa; Arthropoda; Thecostraca; Pollicipedomorpha; Pollicipedidae
Product: zinc finger CCCH domain-containing protein 62
Exons: 8
Coding region: 90-956 (288 amino acids)
Biological process (GO): ribosomal large subunit assembly; Notch signaling pathway
Cellular component (GO): nucleolus
Molecular function (GO): protein binding
Source: RefSeq, a predicted model, not a curated record
CUCACGCCCCGUCGCUAGCCAGAGACGGACGGACCAGCCCCGACAGCAGCUGCCACUGGUGACGAGAGAGGCGCCGUACAGCAGACAUCAUGAGCCUGAACAUCGUCGCCUCAGUGACGGAGGAGACCAAGCAGAGUGGAGAUGUGGUCGCCAUGGUCUACCACAACGGCAAGCUCUUCACCGGCGCCGAGGGCGGCAAACUCAUCAUUUACAACGCCGACUUGACCAUACAUCAAGAAAUACAGGCGCAAUACAACACAGUGAACUCAAUGUGCAUCUUUAAUGGAGAUCUGGUCACCACUGGUAAUGAUGGUCUGGUGAAGAUCUGGGACGUCAACACUCUGGAACUGAAGAAGACGCUGACCGGUCACGACAAUGAGGUCAGGAAGCUGCUGCCCACGCCGGAUCGGCUCUACUCGGGCGACAUGAGUGGCAAGGUGAAGAUCUGGGGCACCGACGGCGCCGGCCAGUUCACCCUCAACUGCGUGGAGGAGGUGUGGGACAUUGCUGUGGCCGGCAGCAUCUGCUUCACCGUCAGGGACAAGGACAUCACCUGCUCCGAAGUCAUGUUUAGAGAAACAUCGGCCGGCGACACGAAGUUCGUGAUCCUGACGUCGUUCGAGGGCCGUCCGCCGCUGAUGCUGGUUGGCAACACGCUCUGCUUCUGCGACCGGCCCGGCAUGGUGAUCAAGCUCAAGGCCAACGAGAAGGGACAACCGGACCUUGGCCAGCUUGAGGGGCACACCAAGAUCAUCACGGCAAUGGCGUCACGUGGUAACUACCUCUACAGCGGCGGCUACGACAACAGCGUCAGGAUCUGGGAUGUCCCCGCUAAGAAGCUGGUGGCCACUGGAACCACCGUCAGCAACGCCGUGCAGUCGCUCGCCGUCGGCGACGACGGGUCUGUGUUCGCCGGCCUCGUUGGCGGCUACAUCGUCAAAAUGAAGCAGCAGUAGCUGCCCCUGCGCCGCCGAGCCCGUCCAGCUGCCCACCGGGUGGAGGAGCUGCCCAGCCGCUCCGGCGGCGACUGAGACCGACGGCGCGCCGGCGGGGGCGCGGCUGGCGGGCUGAAACUGGGCGAUGACGGCUUCAGGCGCACUCUUCAAACAUCGACGGAUGGUCCACGCAGGGCGGACGCGGCGCCGCCAGCACGGGGGACGAGCGGGUCCGUCGCGGGGGCUCGUCUGUCACCAUCACGCUGUUCUGAUGAGGCUGGUCGGGGCAGGACCGAAGGCUGACUGUGACGUCUGCACCCUGGUCACACGAGGACAGAGGCUCACAGCUGGAUAGAGCGUGACUGAUAGCAGACCCGACUGAUGCGUGAACCCGUUUCCGUUUCCGCCGCUGCGGAACCAUGUGCCACGCAAAUGUUUGGUAGUUUAAUUGUCGUGCGCUGCUGGUCGCUGGCUGUCAUGGACGUGACUGUGUGGGGUGUUCUCCUUCCUCGACUGUUCAUCAAUACUGAUGCCGUGUCUCCGGUGUGAUGAGCAGACUUUGGUGUAUCCAACCACCAUGCAUCGGAUUUGUAAAUAAAUAGCCCGCUGAUAAA